Molecule: messenger RNA, 1690 nt
Organism: Caenorhabditis elegans
Lineage: Eukaryota; Metazoa; Nematoda; Chromadorea; Rhabditida; Rhabditidae
Gene: ugt-2
Product: glucuronosyltransferase
Cellular component (GO): membrane
Molecular function (GO): UDP-glycosyltransferase activity; glucuronosyltransferase activity
Source: RefSeq, marked reviewed
UUACCCACUAUGAAACUGUUCCUCCUAGUAUUUUUAUUUUUUGCACUCUACUGCAAUGUAUUAGCAUACAAUUACUUAGUUGUCGCCCCAGUAUUUGGAUAUAGUCAUAUGAAAUUUAUGAACAAAGUUGCUGAUACUUUGGCUAAUGGAAAACACAAUGUGACUUUGCUGCAAACCUACAUUUACGAACACUGGGGGAAAAUUCGAAUUGUUAAAAACAAAAAUAUCGAGAUUAUUGACUACCACAACAGUGAAAAUGUGCCAAGUAAUGAGCAAUCUGCCAGUGCGUUCAAAUUUUUUUGGGACAACGAAAUAGUGAAUAACCCUAUAACUGGAGCAAUGGCGCCAAUGUUCAUACUCUACAAUGAAUUCAAGCCGAUGUGUGAUAGAAUUCUAACCGACAAGGAACUGCAUCAGUGGAUUCUGUCAAAUAAAUUCGAUGGAUAUGUGGCGGAAUCAUUUGAUUUUUGCUCGCUUUACCUCGGAGAUCAUCUUAAACUCAAUUUACUGCCAAUGUUCUCCACAAUUAAAAAUGUUCCAGGAUCACAUGCAAUUGGAGAGCCAUCUCUUCUCAAUUAUGCUCCAUCGUUGUAUACAAACUUCGGAUCAGAUCAAACAGUUUGGGAUAGAAUUCAAGAUAUAACUGCAUUCACAUCAUUCCAUUAUGCAUUUUCAAAUCUUUUCGAACGGCAAUACCGGCAAGCAUACGAUCUUCUAAAUGGCGAUGUUAGAACAUGGAGGGAGAUUUUGCAAACUGCUACAUACUUUUUCUAUAAUAAUAAUCCAUAUAUUGGAUUCGCUAUGCCGACUCUCGAAAAGUCUGUAGAAAUUGGAGGUUUUACAAUAGAUCCACCACAUGAUCUGAGUCUCAAUGAAGAAUUUGAUAAACUUCUUGAUCUCCGAAAAUCAACAGUUCUCAUAUCAUUCGGAACUGUUGUUCAAUCUGCUGAUAUGCCAGAAAAUUUUAAGAGCGGUCUUAUCAAAAUGUUUGCAAAAUUACCCGAUACAACGUUCAUCUGGAAGUAUGAAGUGGAAGAUGCGGAAUUUUCAAAAACACUAUCUGAGAAUGUGUUUCUCAAAAAAUGGAUUCCUCAACCUGCACUUUUAGCUGAUCCGAGGUUGAACCUUUUCAUUACUCACGGUGGUCUUGGUAGCACAUUGGAAGUUGCAUACGCUGGGAAACCAUCUUUAAUGAUUCCAAUAUUUGGUGAUCAAAUGCUCAAUGCAAAAAUGUUGAGCCGCCACGGAGGAGCUAUAUCCUACGAUAAAUACGAAUUGGAAAAUUAUGAGAAACUCACAGAAACAGUGAAGGAAGCGAUUUCAAACAAAGAAUAUAACAAGAAGGCAUUGUUAUUGGCUGAGAUUCUUCAUAAUCAACCAAUUGAUCCAAAACAAAACUUGUUAAAGCACGCAGAAUUUACAGCAAAAUUCGGUCGAGUUCAUGCUUUGGAGCCUUACAGUGUUCAUUACAAUUUCAUAAAGUACUACAUGUUGGAUGCGUAUGCAAUUAUUAUUAUUUUCUUUUUAUCAAUCUUGUAUGUAUUGAAUUUGAUAAUCAAGUUUGUGUACCGCAAGAUUUUCAAAUCUAAACGAAAAACCGAAUGAUCUAUUUUCGGAUACUUAUAUUUUAUUGUUUGAGAUAUUUUCUGGUACAUUCUGGAUCUUUGUAAUUAAUAAAAAAUGCUCUAGC